Molecule: messenger RNA, 552 nt
Organism: Didymella exigua CBS 183.55
Lineage: Eukaryota; Fungi; Ascomycota; Dothideomycetes; Pleosporales; Didymellaceae
Exons: 1
Coding region: 139-477 (112 amino acids)
Source: RefSeq, a predicted model, not a curated record
UCAGUUUUAUGUCCCGUUCUGCGGUCGACCUGGGAGCUUGUCUUGUGUGAUUGGCCGAUUCAAGGUAGAUCAACAUACACUGUCGCUCUUACUAUUAACCCACAUCGACAUCUACUAGCUGCCGUACCAAUUGCGAGCAUGAUCGAUGAGGACUUGCAUCUGCCAUACCUCCAAGUGUCAGACCACAUGGCGACAGAACCACGUCUGCAGUCAGCAGAUGCCAGGUUGACGUUGUUCCCCCGCUCUGAACGAGAGAUUAUCGUGCGCGACUGGAGAGGCCGCCACAAGAAGGCUUGGAUCUGCCCCCCGACAUGUGGCGCAAUGCGAAGACGAUACUGCAAUCGAGACGCCACAAGAUCCGAAGCUGCGAGAUUGAGACGAAGCGGUUGUGCGUACGAUGACUGGACUGAUGUCGUGGCAGGACGUCCUCGCGGAUAUGCAGGGGACUGUUCCACAAACAGAGCCGUUUGCCAAUAGCGCUAUGGCUCUAUCAUGUAGGUGGUGAAUUGAAUUAGCACAACAGGUACCGAGGCUAGAGAACUGCAAGAGUUA